This is a messenger RNA of Vicia faba (fava bean), 390 nucleotides long. The record is from the annotation of a GenBank genome assembly. Lineage: Eukaryota; Viridiplantae; Streptophyta; Magnoliopsida; Fabales; Fabaceae.
AUGGAGCAGGAAAUGAAUGCAAACUUUGUGAUUUCACCUUGCGUUUCUCCUGUGGCAAGUGGUGGUCGUUGUUCUGAUGAAAGAGUACUGAUGAACGGAGGCGGAGGUCCUGAUGAAGAAGUCCUGAAACUGCCCCGUGAAGCUUGUCAUGCUUUAUGGAGUUGGCAGGACAAGGAAGAACGUGAUACUUCCUAUAUCUGGCUUGUUGAUCCUAUACACUACAUUUUGCAGAGUAAUCUCAGGUAUGAGAUUUCAAAGAGAUUUAACAAUAAGUGGAUGGAGAGGGAGAAGGAUAUCUAUAUUGAUGGGUGGCAUCUACCCUCAAAUGACAUGGAGUAUGUUUUAGUUGAGAGAUUAGGCGUGACCUCUGCUAAUGAGGUGCCUUCUUAG